Linum trigynum is the source of this 4226-nucleotide messenger RNA. The record is from the annotation of a GenBank genome assembly. NCBI's taxonomy places the organism in Eukaryota, Viridiplantae, Streptophyta, Magnoliopsida, Malpighiales, Linaceae.
GUUGCUACAGCUGAUAUAUUGCGUAAGUGUUUGGCUGAUUGGGAUGUUGAGGAAAAAGUAUGGACAAUCACAGUUGAUAAUGUGUUGUACAACGAUGUGGCCGUUUGAUGUGCUCAUAUAAUUAACAUUUUGGUACAAUGUGGACUUGAGAAGAUUGCUCAAAAAAUUGAGAAUGGUAGACGAAGUGUUAAGUAUAUUGCUGCAUCAGAGAGUCGAAUCAACUUUGUUUCUGGACAUUGUAAAACAAUUGAAGUUGUCUGCAAAGAAGCUUAUUUUAGACUGUACUGCUGGAGGGAACUCUACACAUCACAUAAUUUCUACUGUCUGUGGUUUGAAAGUUGUGUUUUCUUGGUAUGCUACAAGAGAUGCAUCAUAUAGUUGGUUGCCUUAAGAGGAACAGUGGAAUAUGGUUUUGCAGGUUUGUCACUGCAUAUAUUUCUGGAAGUGAGUAUCCAACUGCUAAAUUGUUUCUUCCUGAAUUUUGGUACAUUAAGAAGUUGCUGGAUAAGACUUUAAUGUCGGAGAAUGAAGAUAUGCAAUCUAUGGCUUGUGGGUCAAAUAUGAGCAGUGUUGGGUGCUAAUUUUGAUUGCUGCUAUAAUGGACUCAAGAAACAAGUUUAAGAUGCUUGAGGUGUAUUUUCCUGACCUUCACAAUGGAGCUGAAGCUGUGAAGGAGCUGAUUGCACUAGUUUGUGACAAGCUUUACCAACUCUUUCAUGAGUAUGUUGAAGACUACAAAGGGAAGAACAUGGUGAACUCAUUUGAAUAUGAAAGUGACACAAUUCCCUCUUCCUCCUCUUCCUCUUCUUCUUGGGGCUGGGAGGAAGAGAAUGUGAAGGGCAAGGUUUGACUCACUUAUUCGAAAUGUCGAUUGUGUUACAACCAUGGUGUAUAUCUUGAGGAUUGUCUUUAUAUUGAUCCGAGUAUUGUGGCCUUAAUGUUAUUGUGUGGUGGAAGGAGCAACGUAUGAGGUAUAAGGUCUUAUCAACGAUGACUUGUGAUGUUUUGGUAAUUCCUCUAACCUCAGUUGCGCUGGAAGUGACUUUAAGUGCCGGGGGAAGAGUGAUUGAUCCAAACCGUGCAUCAUUGGGGGGAAAAAACUGUUCAAGCAUUACUUUGUUCUCAAGAGUGGUUAAGAUACUAUUAUGUUUUGAAAAAGAAUGUUAAGGUAACUUGUUACUGUGUUUUCCAUUUCCACUUUAUUCCUAUAGUUUAUUUGGUUUAACUUUACUUCUUCUCUUUGUAGGCUCUGAUCAAGAAAGAGGAUGUUAUUGAAGUUGACUUGUCCUAGUGAUGUUUUGGUUAGUUUCUCUUGCUGUUCCUUUUUUUACCUUGGAUCGAAUUCUUGAGUCCUUCUUUCUUUCUCUUUUGCCUCUUUUCUCGAGUGUGAAUUGUUUGGGGGUUGUAGUAGUAAGAAGAGUGUAGUAGCAAAUCCCUGUCUUACCUCUGUUCUCCCAGUAACUGUAUUCCUCCAUCUUUUUACAUAUUAGUGGGCUGUACAAUUGAUUUGUGGCCAGCGUCAGCCUAUUAAUGGUGGGGCUGAGGCUCUCUGCAGUUUGCCACUUAAUGAAUCAGUAUAUUAAGUAGUUGUUUUGUUAUGGAAUCAGCAUAUUUGUGGCAUAUGGGUCGUUGCCUUGAAGAUAUUUUUUUGCUUAUCUUGUAUUUUCAGUGGUCUCCAAAAACACCUUUGCAUAUAUGAUUUUUUGGGUUCCGCUGUCAGUUGAUUUCCAUGAUUGUAAGUUGACAUGAGCGGCAAAGUUCUUAUUUUGAAGAACUACUAAGUAAUCAGUCAUGUUUGUAAUCGGAUAUAUGGUCCAAUUUCUGUCAAAGAUGGAGAAAGUUAUCGGUUAUGUUCAGCCGAGCCCGAGCAGAACUCUGAUCACAAGCUUCAAAUGAGGUAGGCUUGAUGACUUGCGGUCGUUGAGCUCGCUCACCUCACCUGCUAUUGUCAAGUCAAGCUCAUAUUCUUCUUGUCGAGUCGAGCUCGAGUUUGAUUUGUGCAACUCGGAUCGAACUUAAAGGGAGGAAUUCUCUAUCAAGUUUGAGCCGAGCAAAAGCUUUGACUCAGCUGGGCUCGUCUGUAGCACUAAAUUUCUAUGGGUUAAGUCCAACAUACGAACGGUGAUUAAGCUACAGUUAGUUGCAAGAUUUUUUAGAUAAAAGGAAAGACAUUUUGGUUGUUGAUGUCUCCCUAGAUAACUCAUAACUGCACUCGAUACUUGACAUUAUUAGAUAACGGUUAAGAUUUAUUAUGUUAGUUUUCUUAACAACAGAAUUAAGAUUACGGCCGUAACUGUUUCUGCGUCCAUUCCGUCCACGGACUCUAGGCAGCUCGCGAGGUUGAAGCCCAAUAUAUUUUUAGACAGGCCCAGCCCGCAGGUUAAUUUCGAAAAAAAAAUUGUGCAAAAAAUAAAAAAAAAAUACGUUUCCUUGUAAUCCUGAAGCGGGAAAUUGUAGAGCUGAAGGAAGAAAAUGUACCUUCAUCCGUCCUCUGUCUCUCCAGAAGAGUCCAAAAAAAGUCUCUGAUGAAAUCCCAGUAACCGUUCUCUCUCUCACACGAAGGAAAAUGUGGUCCCUACCUGACCCUCUGCCGUCCCUCCACCUCCCUCCGCUGCCGGAGAAACAUCUCCUCCUCUCCACGGCAAUGUCCUUCGCCGCCGCCGCCCUGCUCCUCCGCUCCCUCCUCCGCGACCUCGUCCCCUCCCCCGUCUCCGGCUAACUCUCCUCCCGCAUCCGCCGCCUCACCACCGGCAUCUCCAACAACCUCACCGUCGUCAUCGACGAGUCCGACGGCCUCACCGCCAACCAGAUGUUCCACGCCGCCAACAUCUACCUCGCCCACAAGCUCUCGCAGUCCACCGCCAGGGUGAAAGUCCUGAAGCCGGAGAAGGAGGAGGACCUCGACGUCACCGUCGACCAGCACCAGGAGCUCGUCGAUUCCUUCGGCGGAGCCACGAUGAAGUGGAACCUCUCUUCCAACCCUAACUUCACCCCGGCCUACAGCACCAGCGGAUUCACCGUCGGGCUUCAGCCGUCGGAGAUUCGCUUCUUCGAGCUCACCUUCCACAAGAAGCACCGGGAGCUGGUUCUUGGCUCCUACCUCCCCCACAUUCUCGCGGCGGCGAAAUCGAUCAGGGAGGUGAAGAAGACGGUGAAGCUCUACGCCAUCGACUACAGAGGGGAUCACGAGCACUGGGGCGCCGUCAACUUCCACCAUCCGGCCACGUUCGAGACGGUCGCCAUGGAUCCCGAGCUCAAGAAGGCGCUGAUCGCCGAUCUUGAUGCGUUCAUCGAGCGGAAGGAUUUCUACAGGAAGGUAGGAAAAGCGUGGAAGCGCGGUUACCUGCUGUACGGACCUCCCGGUACGGGGAAAUCGAGCUUGGUCGCCGCCAUGGCGAAUUACCUCAAGUUCGACGUCUACGACCUCAAUCUCAAGGAAGUCUACGGCGAUUCCCACCUCCACAAGCUCCUCAUCGGCGCCGGCAACAGAUCUAUUCUCGUAAUGGAAGACUUCGAUCGCGCCUUGGCGUCAAAGAAGAACGAAGAUGAGAUUUCGAUGGCGGGGCUGCUGAACUUUCUGGACGGGCUAUGGUCGUCGUGCGUUGAAGAGAAGAUCCUGGUGUUCACGACGAACCACAAGGAGGAGCUGGAUCCGGCGUUGCUCCUGCCGGGGAGGGUCGACGUUCAGGUGAACAUGUCGUACUGCACGUUCACUGCGUUCAAGACACUGGCGUACAAUUACCUCAAGGAGACGGAGCACGAGCUGUUCGGCGAGAUCAAGGAGCUGUUGAGGAAGGUGGAGGCUACUCCGGCUGAGGUUGCAGGGGAGCUGCUGAAGAGCAAGAAUGUCGACGUCGCCCUGCACGGCGUGGUGAAGCUGCUGAGGAGCAAGGAAGGGACUAGAUCGAUUUGGGAAUUAGGGUUCAGGAUGAACACCCAAUCUCAGAGCACUGUCGAGAAUCAAAGGAAGAGAGAAUGAUUCUCGAUUUUGUUCUCUGAGGAAGUGGGCCGAUAACUGAAACGGGCCUGAGUAAAAAACUGCUUUAAUAAAACGAUAAAACGCAGUGACUAAUAGAUAGAGAAUGGGCUUCAAGCCCAAUCUCACGAAUCACCAAACCUUGCUGUCUUUCAGCAGAACCAGAACAAGGAACAGAGUCCUUGACCAAAACAGAGUGCUCGAAUUGCAGAAGGUAAAGUGGAGAGAAAAAUUAAAGAACACCGGACAU